This is a messenger RNA of Mytilus trossulus (common blue mussel), 567 nucleotides long. RefSeq names its product multiple epidermal growth factor-like domains protein 10. The coding region runs from base 3 to 419 and encodes 138 amino acids. Lineage: Eukaryota; Metazoa; Mollusca; Bivalvia; Mytilida; Mytilidae. The transcript has 4 exons. The record is from RefSeq and is a predicted model, not a curated record.
CUAUGAAGGAAGGUCAGCAUAUUGUUUACGCUUCAAAUAACAGUAACACCUGGAAUAUUGGAACAGUUUUAUACAAUGAAAGAUCGUUGCCUUCUGAGAUUACAUUUAACGCUGUUUUCAGAUACAUAACAUAUGUACUUUAUGCAGAUCAGGGUCAACCUUCUGAACUUGAACUAUGUGAGAUUGGAAUUUCUGGUUGUCCACCUACACAUUAUGGUACAUUCUGUAAUACAUCGUGCCCAAAAAACUGUCAUGGACCAUGUGACCUUAAAAGUGGACUUUGCACAUUCGGCUGUUCAAAUGGAUGGAGUUCUGUUGAUUGUAAACAGGCAUGUCAACCUGGCAGUUACGGAAAAAAUUGUCUUGAGAAAUGUUCAACAAAUUGUGUUACUUCACCAUGUAACCACGUGACGGGAUGAUGCAAUGGUGACUGCAAAGAUGGAUGGCAGGGAUUUAAUUGUUUUGAAAAGUGCCCUCAUGGUCAAUUUGGGAAGAACUGUUCUCAGUUUUGUGAGGGAUGUGUACUAGGCAUGUGUGAUCCUGUUAAUGGAUUAUGUAAUAAAAUAC